Messenger RNA from Ananas comosus (pineapple), 1896 nucleotides. Its product is annotated as protein CHUP1, chloroplastic. Gene Ontology annotation, cellular component: chloroplast outer membrane. Bases 296 to 1561 code for a protein of 421 amino acids. Lineage: Eukaryota; Viridiplantae; Streptophyta; Magnoliopsida; Poales; Bromeliaceae. Gene Ontology annotation, biological process: chloroplast organization. The transcript has 5 exons. The record is from RefSeq and is a predicted model, not a curated record.
GUUAGGUCCCAACAAAUUCCUGUCCAAGAAAGCUACGCCAUAUCAACCACUUUUAAGCAAAGUAAUUAACCCAGCACCAGGCCUUACCUACCUAUACAUUGCAGAAAAAAAUAGUCUAAAAUGACUAGUGUAGUGUUAACAUAAUCACCUAUUAGUUUCGCCUUCUAGAGACACCUAGGUUAUUUUCUUAAGGACUAAUCAGUAAUUUUCAAUCACAAGCCACCUCUGGAAACAAUAUAGGGAGGAUAGUGAGGAAAUUACAAUAGAAAAAACAGCCCUACCGAAACAAGAAAAGAUGAGCUUCUUAGAUCGAAAAAUGACAAGGGAGGAGAACACUUGCACUGAUAGUCUGAGGAGCAAGCUCGAUGCGACGGUCGCGAGAAACCGCGGUUUAGAGAAGGAGAAUGAACUGCUGAAGCAAGAAGUAGAGCAUCUAAAAGCACAGAUGGCUUUGCUUCGAGGCCAAGAAGCUGAUCGAAGAUCGAUGCCAUCCAAGAAGCUGCAAAGUGCUAUCUGUAGUAACUUUUCUACACAGGAAAAGCCGACAAUUCACAAUAAUGCCGAAGAAGAAGGUAGUGAAAAUGAAGGCUUCAAUUCAUAUUCUAAGAAAGAAAUUUCAAUGAGGAGACGAACACCGAGAGUGCCGAAGCCACCACCAACUCCUAUAUGUUUGCCACCGAAACCAAAUAUUGGAAAGGAAGCAUGGCUAUCGCCACCGCCGCCACCGCCGCCACCCUUCGCUUUAAAACCGCAAGGUGGUGGUAUAAAAGCUUUAAGAAGAGUACCGGAAUUGGUAGAAUUAUAUCGCACACUGACACGAAAAGAAGGAAAAGCAGAUGUUAGAGCGGGCAAUAUGGGAAGUCCAGUGGCUACGAAUACUCGAGAGAUGAUCGGAGAGAUCGAGAAUAGAUCGGCCUACCUUUUAGCUAUCAAAUCAGAUGUAGAAACCCAGGGAGAAUUCAUCAACUUCUUGGCAAAGGAGAUAGAAAAUGCGGCGUAUAAGGACAUAGCUGAUGUAGAAGCAUUUGUCAAGUGGCUCGAUGAGGAGCUAUCCUAUCUGGUCGACGAAAGGGCGGUGCUGAAGCACUUUGCUCAAUGGCCUGAGAGAAAAGCAGAUGCAAUGCGAGAAGCAGCUUUUGGCUUCCGAGAUCUGAAGAGUCUCGAAUCAGAAGUAUCCUCAUUCCACGACGAUGAAAGAUUACCCGCUAUGGUUUCUCUCAAACGCAUGCAAGCAUUGCAAGACAAAUUGGAGCGUAGUGUACAUAAUAUUGAAAGGGUAAGGGAUACGGCAAUCAGAAGGUACAAGGAUUUCAAGAUUCCAUGGGAAUGGAUGCUGGACACUGGUAUGAUUGCGCAGCUUAAGUUAGGCUCCAUGAAACUUGUGAAAGAAUACAUGAUUCGAGUAGUGACAGCAGUAAAAUCAGAUUCAUCCUUAGAUGAUGAGGAGUUAACUCUCCAGGGUGUUCGAUUUGCAUUUCGAGUGCACCAGUUUAUCAAUGGAUUCGAUGAAGACGGUCGGCAUGCAUUCCGAGAACUGAAGAAAUUAGCAACCAAGUCGUAGUCAGAUCAUUGUUAUUCUUUCUUAUACAGUGAAAGAAGCAGCACUCAGGAUCAAAUUACUUGGCUACAUAAACUAAGAAUUCUGAAGCUGCAAUCCUCGAUACCACCUCUCAAAGCUUGGAUCCUUACAUAAUUUACGUUUUCUAAAUGCUUUCUGAGAUAAAGAGAUUCAUGUUUAAUUAAUUAAGAUCCCAGGUUCAUUAUGGCCUUAUGCCUUGUUUUCAGAAUUGCGGUAUGUCUUUAAAGUCAUACAGAUGAGAGAGAGAUGUACUACAUAUUUUCUAAACAUAUAGAAGUGCAUGAAAAAAAGAAAUUUCAGACAAUUACAAACCCAAA